GUAAACCUCAUUCGCUGGGCUGCUUUCUGAUUGAGGACUGAAGGAGAUCAUUUUUCUGGUUAGCUGAGGGUAAAUAGCAUGCGAAAGAUGCUAACCAUCAUAUCUAACGUUCUCAGGGGCAGCGCCAGCAGGAACGGAGCCGAACUGGUAUCAGAGGGAGCAAGAGUGGUGAUAUCAGCCAGGACCUAUGCAGACUUCACCCCUCAGGCCACUUUUGACAUUAAGAAAUGUGACUUGCACAAGCUGGAGGAGGGCCCACCCCUGCAGGCCGUGCUUACAAGAGAGGAGGGGCUUAAGUACUACCGCACCAUGCAGACCAUGAGACGUAUGGAGCUCAAAGCUGAUCAGCUCUACAAGCAAAAGAUCAUUAGAGGCUUCUGUCACCUUUAUGAUGGACAAGAAGCGUGUGCUGUGGGUAUUGAGGGAGGUAUUAAUCUAACAGAUCAUCUUAUCACAGCCUACCGUGCCCAUGGGUACACUCUUACUAGAGGGGGCACCGUUCGUGAGAUUAUGGCUGAACUCACAGGUCGCAGAGGAGGUAUUGCGAAAGGAAAGGGAGGAUCUAUGCACAUGUACACUAAACACUUCUAUGGAGGAAAUGGAAUUGUGGGAGCUCAGGUGCCUCUUGGCGCAGGUGUAGCAUUGGCCUGCAAAUACCAGGGCAACAAUCAGCUGUGUGUCUCUCUUUAUGGUGAUGGUGCUGCAAAUCAGGGUCAGAUCUUUGAGACGUAUAACAUGGCAUCUCUGUGGAAGCUGCCCUGCAUAUUCAUUUGCGAGAAUAACAAAUAUGGCAUGGGUACUUCUGUGGAGAGAGCAGCUGCAAGCACCGACUACUACAAGAGAGGAGAUUUCAUCCCUGGAUUGAGGGUGGAUGGCAUGGAUGUCCUUUGUGUGAGGGAGGCCACCAAAUUUGCAGCCGACCACUGCAGAUCAGGAAAAGGUCCCAUUUUGAUGGAGCUGCAGACCUAUCGUUACCAUGGACACAGUAUGAGUGACCCAGGAAUCAGUUACCGCACACGUGAGGAGAUCCAGGAGGUGCGCAGUAAGAGUGACCCCAUCUCAAUGCUGAAGGAUCGUAUGCUAAGCAACAACAUGGCAAGUGUGGAGGAACUUAAGGAGAUUGAUGUUGAGGUAAGGAAGGAGAUUGAGGAUGCUGCUCAGUUUGCCACCACAGACCCUGAGCCUCCACUGGAGGAUCUUUGCAACCACAUCUUCUACAAUGACCCUCCUUUGGAAGUGCGUGGCACCAACCCUUGGACCAAGCUCAAGUCCAUCAGCUAAACUAUCUUCCAUCAUCCCAACUCCCCUCCUCUUCCGAACAGCUGACCCUCCUCUGUUCAAGCGCACAUAAAAACAAAAUACUGUUGUCUCUAUUUGGCUGUAGGUUUCAUAGACACUUUUUGGAAACCUGGCCAAAUCUGUCUGCCACAUUGAGACCUUUUUUGACAUUUAAUCAUUGCCUUGUUUUGUUGUCUUCUUCAUGAUAAGUACUUAUUUUAUAAAAGUUUCAUUACUGAACUAAAUGCGAUAAAACAUAAAACAAAAAAAAAUACAUAUUAGCAAUGGGUGAGUGUCACUGAUGACAUUUCCAAGUGACCCCAAUGUCUCUACUGCUUAGUGUCCAUGUAUUACAGACACCUCCCAUCAUUAAGCGGUGUCAAAGUUCAGUCAUUGCAAACAUGCACACACAUCUCACACGCUUUAUAUUGAGCGUGGUGUUGCAGCCAAAUCACACCUUUCAUCAAAUUCUUGCAGCCCUACUUCCUAUUAAACUGACCAUAAUUGUUGAAAGGGAAAGGUUUAUUAAUAUGAAUUAAAUGUAAAUCUAUUUGAUCAUGUAAAGCAUACAAAAUAAAAGUGUGUUAUUUAUAGGGUUUAAAAUGGGACGUUUUGUUGUAUCUUGGAAUGCAAACAGGGCCCUACUAAUAUAUGUGUGUGUGUGUAUGUUGGGUCUGAAAGUGCUUAAGCUAUAAUUAUAUCUGAAAACCAGGAUGAGUAGGAUUUAAAAAAGCAAAAUCUCAAUAUUUUAUUUAAAACAGGGUUUUUGUUGUCAUGUAUUUAUUUUGAGCAAUGAUACUUGGGAAUACAACUUCCCUUUUGGUGAUUCCACUGAAUUAAUGGUUAUUUAAAUCCUGUCUGUAGAUGGAAGAUGAUUUGUUGCAUUGGAUGCUAGGAUGCUGUUCAGGUUAUGAAGGGGCAUUGGGGUCACUGGUUAAGCCCUUUUGCCUUGUUGACCAGGAUGAGUCAACAAAAUCAGGCAAUGGAUGUUAUCCAAUGUGGUCUUUUUAACAUACGACUAAAAAUAAAUGUUUCCAAUACAAUCUUUAGUUGUGAUUUGAUUAUUUUAUCCCCCUUUUGUUGUAGAUAAAAUAUAUUAUUGAAUGCAAAUUUUGAUCAAAAAGAAAAUGCAUUUAAGUUAACUGAAAUGUAAAACCAGAAACCUCUUUGGUGCACGAUCAGAAGUGCUUCUAGAAAAUGGGUCUCAUAAAAAAAAGGAGAGUGCAAACAAAACACAAUCCCCAAAUCAGCUUUAUGCUAAGCCCUUUGGCUAGAUGUGUAUGUACCAGCUGUGGGAUGGUGAUUUCCUUUCCUCAGCUGUUUUGAGGAGCACAAUAAUCAAACUCAGUGUGCACUUGACUUAGAUGUGUUACAUUAGGAAUCAUGAACUAACAAUGAAUACUAUUUAAUAACAGCAUUUAUUAAUGUUCAUUUGUGAAAAUACAAUCGUUUAUGUUAGUUAUGCGUUAAC
Molecule: messenger RNA, 2749 nt
Organism: Xyrauchen texanus (razorback sucker)
Lineage: Eukaryota; Metazoa; Chordata; Actinopteri; Cypriniformes; Catostomidae
Product: pyruvate dehydrogenase E1 component subunit alpha, mitochondrial-like
Exons: 12
Coding region: 79-1281 (400 amino acids)
Biological process (GO): pyruvate decarboxylation to acetyl-CoA
Cellular component (GO): intracellular membrane-bounded organelle
Molecular function (GO): pyruvate dehydrogenase (acetyl-transferring) activity
Source: RefSeq, a predicted model, not a curated record